Molecule: messenger RNA, 10169 nt
Organism: Lymnaea stagnalis (great pond snail)
Lineage: Eukaryota; Metazoa; Mollusca; Gastropoda; Lymnaeidae
Source: the annotation of a GenBank genome assembly
AUGCACAUUCAUUUAUUGUUAAAAAUGGCCGCAGUGGGUACAUUGAACGACGAAGCUUUGAAAAGAAAAGACCGUUUAAAAGCUAUGCGUGAAAAACAUACAGUUUUAAAUGAAAAUAAUACCGAAGCAGAUCCUGUAGAAAAAGAAAAACUUCCAAAGUAUGUCAUUUUAUGUAAUACAUGACCAUAUUAGUUAUUACAAUCGAUACAUUAAUUGCCAGCAUCAUUUAUAUUUUUGACGAAUUAUUAUAGGGACUUGGUAAGUUAACGGAGACUACUACUUUUUGUGUAUGGGAAUUCGCAAUCGGCGCCGAAAAAUCCGAGUUUUUAAUUUUCCGAUGUGUGUGUCUAUUUAUUAUUAAAUUUGUACUUUCGAUAUAUAUUUGAGUUCCGUUUUCGGCCUUAUCUUAUAAUUAGGUAGACAUCUUGGCCUAUAUUUUAAUCAAUUUCUUUUUCAUUUACAAUCAGUCAGCUUUGAGAAAAUCCUUGGUAUAAUUAAAUGAUGAUAAGACUGAGCUGCUCCCCAUCGCGACCGCUCAGAAGCAAAAAUCUGCAAAUAACACUACAUCCAUUACUCUCUCAGGUGUGCGUAUUGAGUUAGCUCAAACAGUGCGGUACCUGGGUGUCUACCUAGAUGGAAGACUAACUUUUGAAAGUCAUAUUAACAUGCUAUGCAAGGCGAUUUUUCUAGAGCUGCGCAGGAUUAGUCACAUCAGGCCCUUCCUAACAAUUGAUGCAACAAAGAGGCUGAUGUCUGCAUUUGUGCUAUCACGCAUGGACUAUUGCAAUGCUCUUAUGGUGGGUCUUCCAGCUACGCUCCUGGAUAAAAUUCAAAUAGCACAGAAUAAUGCGGCUCGCAUUGUUCUCCGCAAACGCAAGUUUGACCAUGCAAAAACACUUCUGAGAGAGCUGCACUGGCUGCCAGUGCGUGCUCGCAUGGAGUACAAAAUCGCAACUUUGUGCUACCGCUGCUUACAUGACCUGGCGCCGUCCUAUCUGAAAGAGCUGCUGACGCCUUAUGUACCCACUAGAGAGCUCCGCUCAUCCGAUAGUGGCAAACUCUCGACACCACGUGUUUGCCUUGAGACUUACGGAAAGCGCACUUUCGCAUUUGCUGGUCCACUAAUUUGGAACGCCCUUCCUGUCGAUCUCAGAAACAACCAGACACUGGAGUCCUUUAAAACCGAUUUAAAGACACAUCUAUUUCGCAAACACCUUCUGGGAUGAUUGUCAACAUUAUUUUCCAGUUAAUGCAUAAUGGCUGUGUUGCUUAUGGUUGAAAUGGCUAGAAAGACUUUGCCAUUGUAUGCUUGUACUUAGUUUUUGUCGUGUUGCGUUUGUUUUAAAUGUGGUCAACUAUAGAUUUGUUGUUUUUUUUUUUUUUGACUUUGUACCGCGCUUCGAGCCUUUGGGGAUGAAGCGUGUUUUUGAAAUGAACUUUAUUAUUAUUAUUAUUAUUAUUAUAUAUAAGGCAACUUUCAUCAUUAAAAUUAAGUCAAGUCGAAGGAAAAAAAUUGUCACUACCAAAUUUUUUUUGCAUCUGGGGAAUCUAUUGUCAGUAUUGAUCUACAUGUAUGCCAAUUUUCACAGCGAUAAGUGUCUUACGAGAGACGCCAUGUUUCUACGCGUUCGCAGCAGGUCAUUCAGCUCGCUCAACCUAAUUUCGCCAUGGGGUGGGCCACGCCCCCUUUUUAAUGGCGGAAGUUGCCGAUACUUAGGAAAAACCAAAACUAAGACCAUCGGUGAAUGCUCCUUCUGCUUCCAUGGGCCCACGUUGUGGAACCAGCUCCCCUUCCAUAUCCGUCAUUGUGAAACCUCGUCCAUUUUCAAAAAGUCCCUUAAAACUCAUCUGUUUAGGUCCGCCUAUGACCUGUGAUGCACCCUCCUUGCCCUGCCUCAUUUUCAGUUUCGGGUUGAUCCUGAAGUAUAGGCCAAAACGUGUCAAAGUGUCCUCCUUUUAUAGCCAUUUUCAUUGUUUCUAUAGUAUAGUAGUUACUAUCCUAGCGUCUCAUUUUUAUUUUACUUAGUUUACAUGUUUUUAAUAAUUGUAAAGCGGUUAGAGCUUUAUGGUAAGCGCUAUAUAAAAAUGCCUAAAUAAAUAAAUAAAUAAAUAAAUAUUAAUUUAUUAUCACUAUUUACAUCAAAAUAAUUGAUAACUUGUGUUUCAGAAUGCAUUUUGAAGACAUUUAAACUGGAAUGUUUUAAUUUGAGCUUUAACAACCCGGUAGAAUCCAUAUUAUAAAUGAUCAGAAUUUACCGUGUGCAACAGGUUGUCAUUGGCAACCAUUCACAGCCACUUGCAUAAUGGCUGUAUCGUAGUACUACCUCAGAGUUUCAUUCAUAAGAGUUUGCUGUGUGCAAAAACUACUAUACCAUUGGUCAGGGAAAGCUUUAAUUAAUUAUUCAUGUGCCAAAGUUGAAAGUUUAAACUAAGUCGACCCUAAACAGUAUUUUAGUGAUAAGGCGAUGCGUUGCCUUAUAUAAAGUAUAUAGUCAUUGCGCAUGACGCGAUCAGCGGAAUGAGGUCACAAGAUGUGGAGGUUUUGUCCAUAGUAAAAAAUACCAAACAAACUCACACUUUAAAAAUUCAUAGCUCAAAAAGUACUUAAGCUAAAAAGUUGAUUCUGGUUUCAUUUUUUUAUUUGAAAUUUGCUCUAACUAACAGUGUCAUUUAAAAAAUUAUUUAAAUUUUAUUAAUUGACUAGUAUUACUACUAGUUACACUAGUCAGUACAGUACUAGUACUAGUUGCAGUAAAUAACAAGGACCGAAUCUCCACAUUCUGUGACCUAUUUCUGCUGUUCGCGUCACAAGCUAUAACUCAUUUUAAUUAUUUUAUAUGACUUUUAGGCUAAAUCCGAGGACGGCUGUCAUGGCAUUUUUUGUGUGUAUAUUAUAGUUGCAGUGAAUUAGGGUUUAGGUUAGGUUGAGGGAUCGAUUUAGGGUUCAGGUUAGGCAUAGGGAUCAAUUUAGGGUUCAAGUUAAGCAUUGGGAUCGAUUUAGGGUUCAGGUUAGGCAUAGGGCAUAGGGAUCGAUAUUAUAGGGAUACAUUCGUGAAAUUCGAUAAAAUAGUGGCAGGCGUCCCCAUUGUUUACCGACUUUUAUUUUCAGAAUGAAUUCAGAAUACUGCAUUUAAAAGUAAUUUUAAGUAAUGCAAUUAUACUUUAAGUCAUUACUGACAUUAGUCAUUGUAAAUUAUUGCUAUGCAGCGUAUGUACUAUGACUAUGUAUAUCAGUAAAUUAAAUAUAAUAUAUUAAAUUAAUAUACGGCUUUUCGUAUCCGGAAAUUUCGUCGAAAGAAAUUUCGUCAACGGUAAAUUGAUGGACGGAAGUUUGAUCGACCGGAAGUUUGGUCGAACGGAAAUUUGAUAGACCGGAAGUUUGGUCGAACGGAAAUUUGAUCGACCGUAAGUUUGACCGAACGGAAAUUUGAUAGACUGGAAGUUUGGUCGAACGGAAAUUUGAUCAAACGGAAGUUUGGUCGAAAGGAAAUUUGAUCGAAACAAAGUUUUUGUGUGGUUUUUUUGGUGGUUUUUUGUUGUAAAUAAAAGGCUGCUUACUUUUGCCAAUGCUCAGUUCAGACAUUCAAAAGUUCGAUAGUUAAAUCUCUUUUUGAACGCACUGUAUAGUAGUGCAUAGUAAAACAAAAUAAUGUGUGCAAAAAGAAAUUUAACGCAAAAUUUGAUAGUGUGAACUAUGCAGCAAGUAUUAAGACAUUCGAAUUCGUGUGUGAAAUUGUGGAAAUCUAUAAUUAUACUUAUUACUAAUACUACUACUACUACUAUAUUUUAGAUUUUGAAUUUAUUUUAUUAUUUUCUUCCACGUUAUUAUAUAAUGUGUAAAAAUGAUAAUUAGUUGUUUUUUUAAAUGAUACAAUUUUGUUUAUUUUAACAUUUCCUUGUCAAAAGAGAGUUUUUGUAUACUAAAUGUUUGCAACAUUUCAUUUAUAAUGAUAUGAUUUAGUAUGUUUCCUUGGAAACAAGAUGUCCGCUCUCUCGGAAUUUACCAUACAUUUUUAAGGUUAUAAAUACGAAUAGUAAUCGAUUCAAAAUCAAACACAAUGUCUGGAAUCUGUGUAGUGUAAUGUAAAUGAAAAUGUCAGUAGUACUCAGGUCACUUGGUCUACUAGGUUGGGCUUAGUUUAGUCAUAGUUUAGAAGCCUAGGCCUAGGCCAAAGACUUUGUAAGAUUAAAUUUUAAUUAAGGUUUGCUUAGAAGUUGUAGUAGAAGUUUAAGUUAGUAAAUAAUGGUUUAAUAACACCUUCACCUGAAUUAUUAUAAAAAUAUCAGAUGUCAGAUGAUGUACCUUACUUUAUAAUUUAUACCAGUAGUAGUAGUAGUAGUAUAUAAAAAUAUAAUUAUAAUUAUAAAUAUUAUUCUAAAAAUAUUGCAGGCUAAGUUUCUAUAAUAUUAUUAAUUUACUUUUUUGUAGCUUGAGACUUAAUAUUAUGAAUUACAAAGUCGGCCUAAUGGAUACAUUCAAGAAGAAGAGCUAAAUUACAUAUAAGUAAUACUAUUUAAUGGGGUCUACACUAAGGAGAAUUGUGAAAAUGUUUCAUGAGCUAGCGAAAAUGAAAUUUUGUACACAUAAACCUCAAUAUAUUUGGAUUACAAAAUGAAAGACAUACUAUGAACAUUUCGAUUAAAUUUUUAUAAUGACAGAUGCUUUAUAUUGAAAUAGGAUUUUCCUCAAUUAAAGAUAAUAUAAAUAAAAAUAAAACUCUUAUGGGAAUGUAGGUCAAGAUGUCUUCUAAUGUGUAAAGGACUCCUGCUAUAUUAAAAUUACACUCACAUGAAAACAUUAAAAACUCAGAUUCUAUUCAACUUCAACAUUGAAUUGAGAGGGCCACUUGCAAAACCUGCAAAGUCAUGUUUUGAAAAAAAAAAUGAGUUAGUCUUAAUGGCUGGUUUGUUAAGUGUCAAUUUACUGUAUUUUAUGUAUUCAAGGAAUCAAGAACUUCAUUAAAGUCUAAAAUGUCACUAUCAUCAUCUUAAUGUCCCUUAGUCCUUGGACCGUUGGGGCGCCACAGAUGACAUUUGAACUAUCCUCCAUUUGUCUCUGUCUUCUGCACUACGCACAGCAUUGCCUAGUUUUAGUACCGUCCACUCAUGUUAUCCUCCCAUCUUUUUCUUUGUCUUCCUCUUCUUCUCCCUCCUCUUGUGGUGCCCUGCAUGAUUUCUUUUGGCGAGCCCUUGUUUCCUUGUCAUGUGGCCAUACCAUUGUAGUUUGCGCUUUUUUUUUUACAGUCACCAGCAGGUCAUCGUACUGCCCAAUAGCCUGGCGAACCUUUUCUUUCACUUUAUCAUUGGAGACAUGGUCCCUAUAGCAGAUGCCAAGAAUGCUUCUGAAACAUCUCAUCUCCAUCGCCUUUAUUUUCCUUUCAAGUUCUACUGUUAAUGUGCAGGACUCGCUAUAACAAAAUUUUAAAUGAUAAAUCACUAUAUAAUAAAGUUUAUUUACAAAAACAGGAUAGUGUAGGAUUAUGUUGGCACAUCUGUUAAAAAAAAUAAAUAUAUACAUACAUUAUGGCUAAUGUUGGUUAAGCACGCCACUUUGAGUUUGUUUGUGUAGGAUUCACUCCCUUUUUUAAAAUUUGUGGAUUGUUGCUAGACUAACUUUUCUUUCUUCUUAAAAAAUAUUAAUAAACAGAUGGCAUGUUUUAAAUUAUAAUUUCAUUGGGUGGUUAAUUAUAAUAUUUAAAUGAGUUGUCAGAAAAAUCAAUGCAAUACCCUUUUUCCAAAAUGACAUAAAAUUUAAAUGUUAAUUAUUAUUAAAUCAUGAGUACUGGUACUGUCGACUUAUUGGACAGAAACAGAAAAUUGAUGCGCUGGUACAGUUGGCUCAUGAGAGUCAAAGAGUUAGAUUUACUUUAAAAAUAACUUUUAAAAACAAUUUUUGAAGACCUAUCUUACUGAAUCCUAGCAGCCUAUCUAAAGUAAGUUGUGAAUAUCUAUUCUAAAGUGCCUAUACAUUUUUCAUACGGCUAUUCAACUAUUAAUAAACAUACAAUUGAAGAACAUUGGCUUUAUAGUAAACAUUACAUUUUAUUAUUUAAUUAUUAUUACUGGUAUUAAAUGUAAAAAAAAUUUUGAUUUAAAAUUAACUGUUUAAAGUUGUAUCUUGUUUUCUGUUAUAAUUGUUGUCAACAUCAUUGUACAAUCAUAGCUUAUAACUAAAUCAAAUUUAAUCAAAUGCCUUUCAUAUGUAAAAAAAAAUAGGGCAUAUUUUGGUGGUUUGGCUCAUAAUGAACAAAAACUUUUAACUAAUAAACCUCUAGGAACUGAACGCACUCUUAAAUCAAUAACUUCCUGUAAUUAAUAUUGUUACAGUAUCAGUUUUAUGACCCGUAUUAUUACCAUUGUACUAUAGUAUUAGCAAACUAAUGGGCAAUUAAUUAUAAAUUAGGAACCUAAUAUUAAUAAGGCCAAUUACAUGACAUUUUAUCCUAUUCCUAGGAUAAAUUCCUGUAAUAAAUUUUUGUUCUGUAAUAUUUAUAUUGAACUUUUUCCAUAGUAUUAAUAUACUUUGAGAUCCCUUUGUGGUAUUCACGUGUCUUGGUAAAACUUAGUAAAAUAAUAAUUUCAAAGAAAGCUUAUUUAAAUUUUAAGGAAUAUUACUUUCUUAUGUAAUGAGACAAAUAAAUUAUAAUGAUAUAAUUUGGAAAUUUCAAGAUAUUUAAACAGAAGAACUGUGUUUUGUAAAGAAAUAAAAAUGUAUAUUUCAUUAUCAACUUGUGACAUCUGGAGUUGUUUGGAUUACUUAUGUAUUGUGUGCGUUUGUCAGUCUCAACAAAUGCCUAGAUACCCAAAUCAUAAAUCACAGAGAGGAGCGAUCCUGUACCAACCACCGCUGUGUCAAAAUAGUUUCUGAUAAGUCAGGACCAAAGCCUUCCUCGUAACACCCGUUCUGUGACAGCAAAGUCUCAAUCCAGGAUUGGUCUGUUGGUCACAACCCUUUUUUUUUAAUUUCCCGAUGAGCAUCCUUGUAGCCCAGGCUACGUAGUUUUGCUAUUUGUUUUUGUCAAGUAGAAAAUGUAAUUUGUAAUGCAAAAUGUUUGCUUCUUGUUUGGUAUGUGCUGGUGUGUGUGGUGUGUCAUAUAAGUUAGAACAUUUGUUUAAACGUUUGUUGUCAAGCACUAUGUGAUGUAUUUUAUGUACCGGUAUCCAUGAUAGUUGUCUUUGUUGUAAUGGAAAGUGUGUGGAAUUUUUUGAUAGUUAGAGCAGAAUCUUUGGUUAGAGAAAAAAAGUCUUGAUUGAGUUGUACUAUUGUAUAUGAAUAUUUAUAAUUAGUAGUUGAGAAGGAAAUAUUAAGUAGAAUCAUUAUUAAAAGAUAGUAUUCAAGAAAGUAUUGUGUUACUUGUAACUCAAUCCGUAAUGUUUGGAUGUUUGUAUAUAUUAAUCCCACUGACAAAUGAGAGGACUUUAUUAUAUACCGGACUUAUGUACCGGUAUCUUGAGUGAGAUUAUGUCAUAUCAUAUCAUAUCAGAACUAUACAUUACUCAUGCCGACACACACAAAACGAAGUGUUCAAUUAUUUCCCACUCUAUUAGAAACAGAACAUUUAAUGCUACAUUUUAUUUUAAGAAAUAUAUACAUUUGAAACUUACUUUGCAUUAUUCACAAUGCAAAUUUUUUUUUUAUUAUCUAAGACCAACAUUCAGAAGCUACAAACCAGAGAGUCAAUCUUUAAAGGAACAGACAAAAGAGGCUGUGAAACCUGCAGAUGGUAAGAAUGAAUGUCAACCAUAAUUUUUAAAAUUAAUGGCACUAGAAUGAAAACUUUGACUAAUGUCAAGGAUAUGAUAAAAGCAUUUAAUCUAUUUCAAAAAUUGCAUAUGGUAGGUGUAGGGAUUGUUUUUUUUUAUAAAGAUUUUUCUUGCUGAUAAGUUUCAAGCACUACAAAUACAAAAGGUGAAAAGAGAAUUAACAUGGCAUGUCUAAAAAAAUAUGUUCUGAAAAAAAAUAUUGAUUGUGUUAUGAACUGGUUUCACAAGUGUGGUCAGGUUGCGGAUGGAAUGUGAUGAGCCGGGGGUGAAUUGUUUACUUAGACCUAAUUAUGUGAUUGGUCGAGGUGUAAAUGGCAAUAAACAAUUGAGGCAAUUUGCUGUGUAGAUACAGGUUGCAAGUAUUUAAUGUUAGAGUGCUGUUAGUGUGUUAAGCUAUGUUGGCAGUGAGUUUUUCUAGCUGGAGGGUAUUAGAGUCAUUGUGUAAUGUUAAGAUAUUGAUCAAAUCGACUGAGACUUCUGGCAAGGCAGGUGUUCCUUUUUUGAUUUUAUAAAUUAUUAUACUUGCGUAGCUCUAAAUAAAGAACUGUACUAUUUGCAACCUGGUGUUUUACUGAUUAUCAUCCAAUGUGGAAGAAAGCAUUUGUUGUACAGAGUUGAACAGUCCGUUCAGUAAACGUACCUACUGCAGGAGUUUUUUUAAAUUGUGAACUAGUCCUAAGAAGGACUAGUUUGCAACAUUUGGGGGCCUUUUCAAAACAGCUUGCUUUAAUUAUAUUUUGACUAUUAAUUUUUUUUCUGAAUAUAGUGAAAGAAUCUAUAAAAGAUCAGUUGGAAGCUGGAAAAACAGAUCAUGUUGUUACAGAAGUGGUAAGUUUUGUAAAGUGGUAAGUUUUUUCAUGUUUGUUGCUACAGAAGUUGUUACAGUUAAGAAUUUCAAUUGCAUUUCUUUUUUUUUUAAUGUCAUAUAAGUAUAUAAGCAACAGAGAUAUGAAAAUAUAAUUCAAUUUAAAUGGUCUAUUUAAUAAAUGAAUUGUCAAAAAUGUUUAUAGAACUGAAGCUGCUCAUUGGUAAUAUAAAUAGGUUUUUAGUCUACGUGAUAAAUAAUGGAAAUGAAAUUCGAUUUUUGCAUAAAUGUUUUUAUAAAUUGUACAUAUCAAAUACAGUUUCUUACUAUCCCAAAAUAAAUUUAGAUUAAAUUCCUCACAAUGACUUUUUAAAAACGAUUAUUAGAUUGAAUUUGAUUAUUCUAAACAUGACUUUAAAAUUUCGAUUUUCUUAAAAGGAUUUGAGCAACUUAGCCCCACGUAAACCUGACUGGGACUUAAAACGAGAUGUCAGUAAGAAAAUUGAGAAGUUGGAAAAAAGAACACAAAGAGCGAUUGCUGAAUUGAUCCGUAAGAAUUUGCUCUGCUAUAAAACUAUUUAGUCACUUACUUCCUCAAGAAGCUAUUGAUUAAAUCCUGAAACAAACUUAAGUUUUAUUUUUUUGUGUAUGAUUCAUAAAAAUCUUUAACACUUUCUGUAGACUUCUUUUGUUGUCAAAGUUUGUAGGAGAAAGACAGUAUAAUAAAUUUGCCUUUGAAUCUUGGAAAAUAUGAUUUUUAAUAAAUAUUAAAUUGAUAUAAUUGCAAAUGUGAUAUAAAAUCAACUGUGAUAAAAAAUUUGGCAUGACUUUUUAAGAAACAGUAAUUUGGGGUAGGAAGUUAAGCAUGAUCACACAAUUGUAAAAAUAUGUUGAAAUAUUAAGCUUACAAAAUGGGAUGAUGCAGUGAACAAGUAAGUUACCGUAAUUUAAAAUAUAUGUAAAUAUAUGAGGCGAUAUAUUUUAAUUCAUGGCUUUAUUGCACCACAUGAUAUGAAAGUAUUUAUUUAUUUUUUACCAGUUUGCAAUCUCUUUCUGAGAACUUGUUUUCUCAUGAAUUAAUUCUGUGUCUAUUGCCUUGAGUUUAAAAAAAAAAUUAUUUGACAGCAGCUUAAAAAAUAUAUUUUAUAAAUAAAAAUUCAUUUUAUCUUAAAGCUUUUAGUUAUUUCUAUAAUCCAUUGUGAGGUAUUUGUCAAGAAUUUGUGUAUUCUUUCUGCAGGUGAAAGGUUGAAAGCAAGUCAAGAAGAUUUAGCAUCAGUUGUCAUGGGAGAAGUAAUGACAAGGGUUAGAGUUAAUGAUGAAAAUUAAUUUCCUCUGCAUGAUUAUGUAAUUUUCUGAGAUGAUUAAAAAUGAUAAAUUGUAACAUUGACUUGAGUGAGAAAAAGUACAAUAAUGAAAAUGUGAAUGAAUGACUGUUGUUAGCCAAGCAGUAAAAGUUUGUGAAUGUGUGUGUGUGAGAGAGAAAGAGAGAUCUGAUAAAACAUCUUUUGUAAAUAUGAUUUUUUAAAAUUACUUUAUGAUUCAUGACUUGUUAGAUGCAAUAUUGAAAUAAAAACAUACUUAUCAAUUAUGUUUACUUAUG